Molecule: messenger RNA, 1792 nt
Organism: Armigeres subalbatus
Lineage: Eukaryota; Metazoa; Arthropoda; Insecta; Diptera; Culicidae
Product: beta-1,3-galactosyltransferase 5-like
Exons: 3
Coding region: 381-1742 (453 amino acids)
Cellular component (GO): Golgi membrane
Molecular function (GO): hexosyltransferase activity
Source: RefSeq, a predicted model, not a curated record
GGGUAGCGAAGCAGCGUAGAGGGAAAACCCGUAGAAACAGUAGAAACAUCAAAAAACUGUUUGCUUUUAUUAUAUCUUCACACAAGCAGAACUCGUUGUGAGUCAAUCGCGUAUUCUCGCAUUUUUGACCAUUAUCAGAAAAGAUGAAGACGUGUAAAAGUUCUAUCGUUUCCGUGUCGCGUGUAUCAAGUUCAAAGGUGGCGUAAAAAUCUGUUUACACAACUUGAAGAGCGCAAACUGAAUGGAUCAUGGAUGGACGGAUUGCGUUGCUAAUGGAAGAGCCUCGUCAUCAUCGGCGUACUAAGUCAUAAAAUCGGAAGAGAGCAUUGAAAUUAUUCUAGACAUCUUAGGAUUACGAAUCACCACGUUUUCCAUGGAAAAUGGUUAGAUCAUUGUUGCAGAAAAAAAUGUGCUAUACAAACUUCCGCAUCACACAUUUGAUAUUCGGUAUUAUAAUACUGGCGACCAUCAUAUUUUAUUCCACGCUAAAUAGUCGACAGUUUGAUAUACCACCGCUAAAGCGAUACCCGGAGUCACGUUUAAAUACUUCCGAUAAGAAUUAUGCCGCUUUUCAAGUGGUAAACGCGACAUCACAUACGGCGCAAAGAUUGCUGCAGCCGGAGCGGCAACCGGGCAGGAAAAAUUGUGGUUUUUUCACCUUUCUAGCGAAUGGCUGUGGUUCAUCUACCAACAUCACAAACGUGUUGCGGAAGCUUGGCGAGGCGACACUAAUCUCGAACGAGUCUACGGCCAAAGUAGACACAGAAAAUGAUAACAUACAACGAAUAGACAAACUGUCGGAAUCUCAGCAGGUGGACGAGGUUAAGAGAGUAAGCAUUCCUACCAGUAAGAAUGUUUCAACCGUCGUUAAGACGGUUCCCGCCAAAUCCGUUGAUAGUACUACGGAAAAAGUAGUUAAAACCAAGGAUAUUUAUGAACGGGGUCAUAUGAAUGACCCAUCUACUAUUAAUAACAUUUGUCCUAAUAAAGGCUCCGAUGUGAAUCUCCUUAUUCUAAUUACGUCCGCACCGACGCACCGCGAUCAAAGGCUGUCCAUAAGGCAGUCCUGGGGACACUACGGCAUUCGACGAGAUAUAUCGAUCGGUUUUGUAUUAGGCCGCACACUGGAUCAACGUAUCGAGGAUCAGCUGUCGGCGGAAAACUAUAUGUACAGUGAUAUUAUUAGGGGCAAUUUUAUCGACAGCUAUCGGAAUCUCACACUAAAGACGUUAUCACUUCUCGAAUGGACAAGCACGAACUGCCCGAAUGCAACUUAUCUGUUGAAAACGGAUGAUGACAUGUUCAUAAAUGUGCCGAAGCUACUGCAGUUCAUCGAAUCUCACUUGAGCUAUAAGCGUUCCAUUUUUGGACGAUUGGCCAAGAAAUGGAAACCCAUCCGGAACAAAAAGUCCAAGUAUUACGUCAGUCCGGAACAGUAUUUUCCUCCAGUAUUUCCACCUUUUACAACCGGGCCAGCUUAUCUAAUGACAUCAGACAUCAUUGUGGAGUUAUACAAUAAAUCGUUAUCACAAACUUACCUCAAGCUGGAAGAUGUAUACACAACUGGAAUAGUAGCACAACUGCUGAAUAUUCAUAGAAUAAACAUAAAAGAGUUUUUAAAUAGACGCAUUGCUUUUAAUCAGUGUAACAUUAAAAAGUCUAUCAGUAUACACAUGGUAAAGACAAACGAACAAUAUGAUUUGUGGAAAAAACUAUCCGAUAACAGUGUACAAUGUAAAUAAAUCUGUAGUUAUAAUUAAUAAUAAACAAUUAUUUUAUAUAAAAAGAUAAA